ACUAAAAUAAAAAAAAAUCACUGCAUGUUGACUCGAUAGAUCUAUCUGGAAACAGAGCAUACCAUUUAAAUGAUCUUUUUCUUAAUCACUAUAAAAUAUUUCAGUUGAGAUGGAUUUAAAACAUGUGUGUCUUUGUUUAACAUUUCUUUUAUUAGUCUUUAAUAAAAUUAACGUAAACCAAAGCAUUGGAGUAAACGCUUAUAUAAAUAUGAAUAGACACUCUAUUCCAUACUAUGAUAAUUUUGCCUAUGGUGGCGAGUACAGCUUUCCUUUUCCACUACAAGAUCCCGAGUUAUUCAAUAACCCUUCAGAGUCUGUAGAAGGACGUUACAGACACGCUGCUGUGGCAACCGAUUCAUUUGAAUGCUCUAAAAUAGGCACGGACAUAAUGAGACGCCAGGGCGGAAGUGCCAUUGACGCUGCCAUUGCCGCCACGUUGUGUUCUGGUGUCGUUAACCCUCAAAGCUGCGGAAUCGGUGGUGGGCAUUUCCUCACAUAUUAUAACAGAGCAAAUGGCUAUGUCUAUUCGGUUAUCGGAAGAGAAAGGGCGCCCUUAGCUUCAACCGAGGACAUGUUUACCGAGGACAAAAACACGUCAUCACAGUUAGGAGGCAAAGCUAUUGCUGUCCCUGGAGAAAUCCAAGGUUUUUAUGAAGCGUGGAAAAUAGGAGGUCGGCUGCCCUGGAAGCAGUUAUUCUUACCAACUAUAAACUUAUGUAGAAAAGGCAUAUCUGUAGGAAAAGCGCUCCGUCGUGCUAUUACUAAUACAGAAAGAUUUCUCGAACAGUUUCAAUCAUUCAGAGAUUUCCUAACGAAUCCAGAUACUGGAGAGAUAUAUCAAGAGGGUGACACAAUGUUCCGUCCACGACUUGCAAACACAUUAGAGGUUAUAGCAGAAGAAGGACCAAAUGCUUUUUAUGGAAGAAGUCUUACCGACUCUAUACUUGCUGAAAUAGCUGACGCAGGUGGAAUAAUUACAAGGGAUGAUCUUGCCCAAUACACAGCGCUUAUAAAACCAGCUGUUUCGUUUAAGCUGGACAAUUCGCACACGAUGUACUCCCCACCUUUACCGUCAGGUGGCGUUGUGUAUCAGUAUAUAUUAAACAUCUUAAAAGGAUUUCAUUUUGGCCCAUCAAGUGUACUUAACGCUGAUGCAGCUGAACUAACGUGGCAUCGAAUUGUUGAAGCGUUCAAGCAUGCCUUCUCUUUAAGAUCGAGACUUGGGGAUAAUGAUAUAGGAUCGACGGAAUUCAUCGACGAAGUUGACGAGGGAUACGGCGAAGCAAUUCGGUCGAGAAUUAGCGAUACGGAAACAUUCGACCCGUCGUAUUACGAUAGUGAGUUGUUUGGUGUGUCAGGAAGCGGUAGCAUGGGCACGUCACAUAUUUCAGUCCUAGGUCCAAAUGGCGAUGCUGUGUCGAUAACGAGUACAGUUAAUCUGUUUUUUGGCUCGAAGGUAAUUGGUUCCAGGACAGGUAUCUUAUAUAACAACGAAAUGGAUGAUUUUUCAACGCCAGGAACCGUCAAUUUCUUCGGUGUUCCAGCAUCGCCUGCGAAUUUCAUAUUACCGGGAAAGCGCCCUCUGUCGUCCAUGUGCCCGAGUAUAGUAAUAGAUAGGUGGGGAGAUGUAAAACUGGUUAUUGGCGCUGCAGGUGGAACAAGGAUUAUAACAUCUACCGCUCUGGUCACCAUUGAAACUCUAUUGUUUAACUGGGGUCUAAAGGAAGCUAUAGAUUAUCCGCGACUACACCAUCAACUUUUCCCACCAACACUUGGUGUCCAGAAAGAGUUUCCGCAGAUUUUGAAAGAUGGUUUGCAAAGUUUUGGUCACAAUAUAACUGUUGAUACAUCAUUGUCGAUUGUUCAAGCUGUUUUAGUUAGGAACCAGGUAAUAGCGAAUAGUGACUUCCGGAAAGGAGGGGAACCGGACGGAUUUUAGUACACCAAAACGAGACUAUGUAGAAAAUUUGCCAUUGAGUAGUCAUGAGAACAAGGUCAAGGUGUAUUUAUAGAAAAACUUCGGGCCUUUGGAAACUAUUUAAAAUUAAGUGACUUGUGAUGAUUUACUACAUUAUUAAUUUAUGUUAAGUGAGUUGAUGCACUAUCUGUUCCUCUAUGCUAUGGGCUGUUUUAAAAGCUAUAAAAUGCAACAGAUAUCCCUUUGAUUGUCUAAUGUUUUUUUCAUUGUUUCUUUGAUUAAUUAUUUGACUGAUUAUUUUAUUGAUUAUUUGAUUAAUUAUUUGACUGAUUAUUGAUUGUUGUUAUUUUAUGAUUAUAUUAAUGAUUAUGUAAGUAUGAAAUUCUGAAGUACUGUUUACUUGAUCUGAAAGGAAUUUGGGUUUCAUCGUAUUUGUCAAAGAAUGAUGUUUGAUUAGAUAUUAUUGUUAGUUAAAGGAAAAAAUUAAAUGUCCGUCACUGUGUUUUAUAUUUAAAGCCCAUUAUGCCUUAGAAAUGCUAUCGAUCCAACUUUUUGUACCUUGUUACAGUUUCCAAAACUAUACUAAUUUUCCAUAAACAUGAACUGUCUUCUCCCAAUUUUGCCCUGUCAACAAUUUGUAUAAUUAUAAUGAAUAAAUAUUUUGUAUGGAAGUCAAAAUACUACUUUUUUACAUUUUUGUACCUGUAAGACACAUAACUGCAUGUUCGGCGCUAUUUCCUUCAGUAUUUAACAUGUAACAUACUUUAAAUGUAUUAUUGAAACAUUAUUAAACACAUGUAUGUUUGACAAUUUUCAAGAAUCGAAACGCAGAAAUAAGGUGUCUGUAAAGGU
Molecule: messenger RNA, 2770 nt
Organism: Ruditapes philippinarum (Manila clam)
Lineage: Eukaryota; Metazoa; Mollusca; Bivalvia; Venerida; Veneridae
Product: glutathione hydrolase 1 proenzyme-like
Exons: 11
Coding region: 110-1939 (609 amino acids)
Biological process (GO): glutathione catabolic process
Cellular component (GO): plasma membrane
Molecular function (GO): glutathione gamma-glutamate hydrolase
Source: RefSeq, a predicted model, not a curated record